This is a messenger RNA of Ilex paraguariensis (yerba mate), 627 nucleotides long. The record is from the annotation of a GenBank genome assembly. Lineage: Eukaryota; Viridiplantae; Streptophyta; Magnoliopsida; Aquifoliales; Aquifoliaceae.
AUGGCUGAGCAUUUUCUGGAGACAAAUCUCUGCCUCCAACUCCUCCAUCUCCACCGAUACCCGAGCUCUGCGAUGAUGGCUGCGGUUCAGUUGCACAGAUCGUUGCAUUCGGUGACUGCGCUUGGUUCGAUUCUCGUAAAUGAUGUUAGGGAAGAGAAUUUCAGGUUUCUGGAGCUGCCGAAUGUGCAUAUAAAGAACAGAGGUCAGAACAAAAGCAAUCUUAUAAAAAAUGGUGUCUUAGGCGUGCCGGGUGGGUUGCUGUCGUAUGCUUAUACUGAUGCACAUUGCCUGCAUGUUUGGAUAAGGGUGAGCAAUCAGUGGAUACUUGCACGGAAGAUCACUUCAUGGUACCUUAUGAUUAACACUGCAAUUGCUUAUAGGAGUUUGGAGUGUUUCAGAGUUCAUAUUGGACCAAAUGAGCAUUCCUUGCUCUUUAAACCCGCAGGUUUUGACAAAUUUGAUCCAAGGUUGGUAUUUUUCAAGCUGCCUGGAUGCAUAAUUUCGUAUAACUUUCAGGAUGGGAAGAUUGAAACCCUUCAAUAUCACUCACCGGAACAGAAGGCUGAGGCUGUCUUACCUUGCGUUCUUCCACAAUUGCCUUUUACUGUGUGGAGUUUCAGGGCAUGA